Helicoverpa zea (corn earworm) is the source of this 1341-nucleotide messenger RNA. RefSeq lists its product as uncharacterized. The record is from RefSeq and is a predicted model, not a curated record. The transcript has 5 exons. Lineage: Eukaryota; Metazoa; Arthropoda; Insecta; Lepidoptera; Noctuidae. The coding region runs from base 74 to 823 and encodes 249 amino acids.
UUCGCGUGGCACUUGCCGUUGCAACCUCACCAAUAACUGCACCCUGUACUAUCGGUUAUCGGACAAAGACAUAAUGAAAGUGCUGUACAUUUUUUUGUUCUGUGUUGUCUGUGCUCAAGCUAAAGUGACGCCGGACUACUUCCCAUCAUGCAAAAGGAGCGACCCUCAGAUAGAGAAGUGCGUCCUGAACGGGCUAGAAGCUAUGAGGCCGCACCUCAAAGAAGGUAUACCUGAGGUGAACAUCCCCGCACUGGAUCCCUUCACCGUGCCAACGCUGAAGCUCGACAGAACUGCUCCCAAUUUGAGGAUAAAGGCCACUGUGAAGCAGGCGAAGGCCUACGGUGGCAGCGACUUCAAGAUUGAAAAGCUCAAGUUGAACCUUAACAACAAAUACGCGGGCGAGAUGAAGAUCACGCUACCGAAGCUGAUGGUGGUGGCCAACUAUGACGUGCGCGGCUCCCGCCUGCUGGCUCUUGAUAUCAACGGCAAGGGACGCAUCCGAGGAAACUUCACUGGCAUCACAGUGGUAGCGAAGGGUUUCGCUAAGCCUAUCAACAAGGAGAACGUGGAAUACCUGCAGGUGGACAAGCUGGUCUCCAAGGUCAGGAUUAACCACGCACAGAUCGCCAUUGAUGAGACUGAGAGACCCGUUGCAGCGGCAUCAGCAGCCUCAUUCUUCAACGCGAGCCCCAACGUUGUCUUAGACAUCUUGAACCCCCUCAUCGAGGAGACCACAGCUGCCGUCAUCAAGGCGUUCGUCAACAAGGUGCUGGGCAGCAUACCUAUCUCGGAGGUGUUGACUGAUGAUGUACCGGUGGCUUAGAGAUAAGUUUGUACUGUAGGACUUAUGUAGUGAUUGGCUGAAGGGUUGUGUUAAAGUAUUAUGAAAUUGUCAAUGUAUAUAGAUGUCCUUACUACUUUUUCUACGAGAUUUUAAUUCUUAACUUAAAAAGUUACUGGAUGGAAUUCGACAGUGGUAACCAUUGUAUUAAUAAGUAUUAUUGAAAGUAUCUGAACUGUUGAGUGAUAAUGGUUAUUUGCUAGGUAUGGUUAUUUGCUAGAUUUUACUUAGAAUACAAGUUUCCAUCCACAAUAUAGGCAAUCUAAAAUUUCCCUAACAGGGUAAGGCUGAAUCUGGAAUCGAAUAAUUGAUGAUAGGCCUUGUUUUAUCACGGCUUACUUAUUUUAAAAAAUACCUGUGAAAAAAAAGUAUCUGCCUAUGUAGUAGUUUGUAACUUAAAAAAGCAAGUUAUGCAACCCUUCUCACAUAAUAUUAAGUUAGUUAAGUAACUGUAGGUAGAAUAUUUAUUGAUUACAAAUAUAUAUUGUCAACUUGUCAAG